GGUUGACGCAAUAGCAAGUGCAAAAUUUUGCAUUGUUUUGCGGCUGCGAACUUGGGCGUCGUGCAAGCCCGACCUAGACCUCUGUACACUUGUGGCAACGUUGCCCUUGCAUGUUAUUAGGCCAUACUUAAGCGAUCUACAAUGCCCCGUGCCCUUUCACUUGCGCUGUUAGCCCCGCUGCUUUUACUUGCGGCGAGCGUCGGAACGGUUGAGGGAGCCCAGCGCCGGCAGCAACGCCGUCGUCGGCAGGUGGAGGUUGGAUCAGGGCCCACAUCGGAACAGAUAUGGGAUACGGGGCUCAUGGAGACAAAGCUCUCACACGUCAGCAUGCUGGAGAGAGGCCGGGAAUACUACGACGACACAACUGUACGGCGCUUUAAGGGCUUUGUCCUUGGCUACGUGACCCCCUGGAACCGCGGUGGAUAUAUGAAUGCCGUAACCUUCCGUCACAAGCUGGAUGCGGUGGCCCCCGUGUGGUUCCAAAUUAAGAUGCCGGAGGGUCAAGCUGCACCCACCAUCACCGGCACCCAUGAGAUCAACCAGACGUGGAUCUCUGAGCUUCGGGAGGGUGGCCGGGGUCCGCUGGUGGUUCCGCGCUUCGUGAUUGAGGCGGAGGUGCCGCAACACGUGGCGAUGGUCCAGAACCCGCGUGCGGUGCUGGAGGCUGUCAGAAAGGUGGUAACAGAGAACAACUUUGAUGGCAUGGUGCUUGAGACGUGGGUUGCCUGGCAGUCCUUCAACGGUCUGUCUAACGACAUGUUCAAGAAGGCUGCCAUGCAGCUGGUUUCGGGGCUGGCGGAGGCGAUGCACAGCAGCGGCGGCAAGAAGUUCUUCUUGGCUGUUCCGCCGCUACUGCCGGCCACGGAGAAGAGCCCUUGGCUGGCGCGGCAAGACUUCCUUGAUCUUGCACCCCACGUUGACGGCUUCUCGGUCAUGACCUACGACCACAACACAGCCACGGGGCGGCCUGGGGCCAACUGCCCGCUGCCCUGGCUGCAGGCCAACAUAAAGCACAUGGAGAAGGGGCCAAAGCGUUCGAAGGAGCCGCCCCUGCCAGAGGCAGUGCGCCCGCGUGUGCUGCUCGGGGCGAACUUCUACGGUUGGGAUUUUGCGCCCUCCCGCGGCGGCCUGGCUGCGGUCACCGUCUCCGACCUCGUUCCGCUGCUGCAGAAGCACCAGCCGGAGCUGAGGUGGGACGAGGGCGUGGAGGAGCACACGUUCCAGUACCAGGACAAGGAGGGCCAUGUUCACCACGUUUGGUACCCCACGCCCCGGAGCUUGGAGGCGAGGUUACAGGUUGCGCGCGAUGCUGGCGUGGGAAUCUCUGUAUGGGAACUCGGCCAGGGCUUGGAACGCUUCUUCGACCUCUUGUGAUUUGCUAAUUGUAACACCCAUCGGCCAUCGCAGGGUCUCCAACAAACGCUGGCCAAUUGCACGAUUAACCGAC
Astrephomene gubernaculifera is the source of this 1447-nucleotide messenger RNA. NCBI's taxonomy places the organism in Eukaryota, Viridiplantae, Chlorophyta, Chlorophyceae, Chlamydomonadales, Astrephomenaceae. The record is from the annotation of a GenBank genome assembly.